CAGAAGGCAAAUUUUGGGUUUUUAAGAUCGUUAAGCACCCAGAAUUCAGAAAAGAAAAAAACUCUCUUUUCAUCUCCCAUGAAAGUGGACUGCGAGGUGAAACCCACUUUCUCUGACAGUUUCUAUCUUCUUUUGGAUUUUCCUUGUUACCAAACAGGAUAGUAACAAACUUUUCUUUUGGUGUUUUACCGCCUCCGCCAUUAAAGUCUUCUUCUCUUCUUCCUCCUCAGUCCUGAUCAUUAAUAUUUCUUCUGCAAAUAUCUCUGGUUCUUAUUAACUAGACGACAAAGGAACAAUUUCCAAAGACAAAAGAUACCAUUUUUAAAAAACCAUCAUGAACCAAAUAACCAAGCUUUAUCAACAGUACCGCGCUUUUCUUGACUGUAUGCAGGACAUAAAAAGAUCGGUUCUUGCAUUUAUUUUCUGCUUACCCACUUCAAUCUUUGCUCUUUUCCUUGUUCUUCUCUUAACCUACAAUGGAUUCUCUGUGUUCUGCGUUAAACCCUCUUUUCCCGCCAAAUCCUCGCCGGAGCCCGCCAAUUUCUUGCCGGAGCGAGAAUCAUCACAGUCGUCUUCGUCUUCUUCUGUGAUGUAUGCGGUGAAAGAGGAGAGCCCACCUGCGAUCUUGAAGACCCAUUUGCCCCUUUUGGAAAAACCAGAGAUUUCAAGGACACCCACCAACAGUUCGUCGGUGUUUAACCCAAAAAGAUUGGAGAAAAGGAGACCCGUUUCUAGUGUUCUGAAAUUCGAAGCUAAAUCAAAGCAUUUUUCAGCAAAAGUGGAGGAGUUCUUGGAUAAUUCUUCCUGUAAGUUGAGGUUUUUCAUGACUUGGAUAUCUUCAAUUGAGUCAUUUAGUGGUAGAGAAUUGCUUGCUGUUGAGAGUCUGUUCAAGUCACACCCAGAUGCUUGCUUGGUUAUGGUGUCAGCCUCACUUGAUUCCAAAAGGGGAAGUUUGAUUCUGAAACCGUUUUUGAAAAAAGGGUUUAAGGUGAUUGCAGUAACUCCUGACUUUGAUUAUAUAUUCCAAAAAACUAAUGCAGAAACAUGGUUUGAUGGGUUGAAGAGAGGCAUUAUUGAUCCUGGAGAAGUUUCUCUUGGUCAAAACCUCUCUAAUUUGCUUAGACUCUCAUUGUUAUACAAAUUCGGUGGGGUGUAUCUAGACACAGAUGUAGUCAUACUAAAGAGUUUCUCUAAUCUGAGUAAUGUAAUAGGAGCACAAGCCAUGGAUGCUGAAAAAAAGAAUUGGAGCAGAUUGAAUAAUGCUGUCUUGAUCUUUGACAAGAAACACCCAUUACUCUUCAAUUUCAUUCAAGAAUUUGCUCUUACUUUCAAUGGAAACAAAUGGGGUCACAAUGGUCCCUAUUUGGUGUCUAGGGUUGUUGCUAGAAUCAAUGAGAAACCUGGGUUUAACUUCACUAUCUUGCCUCCACACGCAUUUUAUCCGGUAGAUUGGACUCGGAUUCAGAGCCUUUUUCGAGGUCCUGGAAACGAUAGUGAUCAAUCGAAGUGGUUGCAGAAUAAGCUCGUGAACAUUCGUCGCCAAAGCUUUGCUGUUCAUCUAUGGAACAGACAGAGUAGGGAACUUAGAAUUGAAAAAGGCAGCAUAAUUGAUCAUAUAAUAUCAGAUUGUUGCAUAUUCUGUAAUUCUUCAGGAUCUAGUUUGUAAAUUGUAAGUAUUCAAUAAAGUCAUACAAGAGUUGAUCA
Carica papaya (papaya) is the source of this 1704-nucleotide messenger RNA. Its product is annotated as alpha 1,4-glycosyltransferase family protein. The record is from RefSeq and is a predicted model, not a curated record. Lineage: Eukaryota; Viridiplantae; Streptophyta; Magnoliopsida; Brassicales; Caricaceae.